AUGGCAAAGAUGAGUCUCUCUUCCUACAUAUUAAUGCUGAUCUUUUCUUUGUUUUCUCAACGUAUUUUACUUUCAGCUUCCAAGCCCAUAAGAAAUUUAGAAGACGACGUGGUAUUUAAUACAUUUAGGAUGGGGAAAGCCUUCCAGAAGGAAGACACCGCAGAAAGGUCAGUGGUGGCUCCCUCUCUGGAACAAUAUAAAAACGUUGACAGCGGCUUCCUGAGCGACGAUGAAAGCAAGAAUUCCAAGAACCCAGGCUCCAAACAGAAUCUCCUAAGUCAUGGUCUGCCACUGAAUCUGGCUAUAAAACCUUAUCUCGCUCUGAAAGGAUCAGUAGCUUUUCCAGCUGAGAAUGGAGUUCAGAAUUCUGAGUCAACACAAGAAAAGAGAGAAAUUGGGGAUGAAGAAAACUCAGCUAAAUUUCCCAUAGGAAGGAGAGAUUUUGACAUGCUCAGGUGUAUGCUGGGGAGAGUCUACCGACCCUGCUGGCAAGUCUGA
Messenger RNA from Arvicola amphibius (Eurasian water vole), 498 nucleotides. It is a transcript of the gene Pmch, whose product is annotated as pro-melanin concentrating hormone. NCBI's taxonomy places the organism in Eukaryota, Metazoa, Chordata, Mammalia, Rodentia, Cricetidae. Gene Ontology annotation, biological process: behavior; chemical synaptic transmission. The transcript is spliced from 3 exons. The record is from RefSeq and is a predicted model, not a curated record. Gene Ontology annotation, molecular function: type 1 melanin-concentrating hormone receptor binding; melanin-concentrating hormone activity. The coding region runs from base 1 to 498 and encodes 165 amino acids.